This is a messenger RNA of Eruca vesicaria subsp. sativa (arugula), 876 nucleotides long. The record is from the annotation of a GenBank genome assembly. NCBI's taxonomy places the organism in Eukaryota, Viridiplantae, Streptophyta, Magnoliopsida, Brassicales, Brassicaceae.
AUGAAAGUUCGUGUCAGGCAUAUGGUUGUGAAACCAUAUGAAGAUAUAUAUCCUAAGUGGGACGAUAAUAAAGUGUUUACUGAACUGGAUAACAUGAUUCAAGACAUCCUCAGUGGCCAGCUUGAUGAAAACUUUUGGGAAGCAAGUGGUGAUUCCAAGUCCAGAAAGAGAAACAUUCAUGUGAGCCCACCUGUGGUUCCAGCUACUGAUGAUGUGAGUCGUUCUACUAAGCGAAAGAAGGACAAAGAGCAUGUCGAUGGCUGUCACGCAUCAGAGAUGUCGGUUAAGAACCUGACUGGAAAAAUAGAUGGAAUUGAUGUUAGUGUCGCUGACAAGGUCACUGCAAAACUAGACGCGGCCAUACAAGAUAAAGUGGAUGCUAGGAUUCGUUUAUAUGAGAUUGAAGUGAUGAAGAAGUUUGCCAUUUUAGAGGAAGACGUAAAGAAUAUUAAAGAAAAGGGUUGUGUAAACAUUCCUACUGAGGUGGCUAACUCCAAUGAUGGAAAGUCCAUUGCGCAAGAAGAGGAUGACGGUUCUAGCAAAGCUUUGUCAUGGAUGCUUCAGAAUAAGACCAAUUCACAAGAUGGUUUACCAGUUCAGUGUGUUGUUAAAAAGGAGAAAAAAGAAAAGAAGACAACUAAGAAGGAGCCUCUUAAGAAUAAGGAGGUGAAAAGGAAAGAGAAGAAAGUUGAAACGCCACUUAAAAAAGUUAAGGUAGAGAAGGCCUUCAAGAUCCCAGAACUUAAUGACGAGUCCAUUUCGACAGAAGGUUGGGAAAAUCAUCUAAUGUGGCAAAAGAGUGCGAAGUGUAGGGAGGUGUUGAAAGCACUUGCUUCAACUUUCUUGGAGCCUACACGUAGGCGUAAACGCAGUUGA